UUUUCUUCCGGGUGUGAUCAGUGCGGUUCGGUCUUAUCUUAGUGGAACGUCCCGUUUCUCGCACGCUGUUGGAUUUUAAGAAUCUUCGAGUCGGUUUGACAGGAUGUCGGCUAACAGUCAAACCGCGAUCCAAAAUAGGAUCCGGACCGGAUCGUUCAGGCGGUGUGGAAUGCAGGCAACCAACGACGUUGCCGUUGUCGGCGCCAAGGUAGCGGGCUGCGGGAUUUAUCGCGCCAAAGAAACAUCGCCUUUAGUCGGAAGCUCACGGCUCCUGAAUAGCAAAGAUUCGUCGAGAACCCUUCUUCCGGAUCACUCCACUCGGAUAGCCACUGAUUGUUCGUCGCCAAUCGUCACUCUGUCCUACAGCCGAGAUGGCGAGUGUAACGAGAGGCUGAAUCCAGAGCGGAGAAACCGACCGGACGUCAAUGAGCGCCGCCCGUCCGUCAUGAAAGCCGCAUUACAACAACGACGCUCAGGUCCUACUAACCCCAUUGCGGUGGGCCUUGCCACAAAAACAAGCGGAUCAACAUCUUCGAAAAUCCCUCGACUCAAUAUUGUCACUCAACUUCGAGUCACCGGUAACGUCGGACAAUCGCCGGACUCUUCCGUCAUGAUGGAUCCAAACGAUUCGUCAUUGGAUUUGAGUCAAAUCGGCCGUAACAGGAGCACUUCGAGUAGUCAGAGUAGCAACAGUAGUUUAAUAGUAAUCAGCAAACCGAGUCGUCUUCUUCCGCCCGGAAGUAUUGUCUCGGCUAAAUUGGCAGCUCACCAAGUAGGUUGUCGUGUUGGACAACAAACCCCAAGUGCUCGUGCUAUCACGACUUCCACUCCCGUUUCCGUCCAGAAACCGGCAGCCAUCAAAUCCAAAUUGCCGGUGGCUACGUCGAGCGUCAGUAGACGAACAGAUUGCAGUAGUACACGCUCGCUUCCGGAGGGGACAGUUCGAACAAAAGUGAUCAGUGCAACAACAGAGAAGACAACGACGACGAGUGCCAGUGUUGUAAGUACAAAAACGUUCAAUCGUGCCAUGGUCGUGGCGUCUCAGCCGAAUAACGGACGGAUGAAAAAUGUUUUGCGUCCCGUUGCGGCCACGAAAUCGAUGGUGGUGCGGAUAGCUCAUAAAACACCGUGCACAACAACGACAACCGAUCGUGGAACCGUGUCGAGGAAGAAAGGCAACAACACAGCCGCAGGGCACAAGAAAGAGGAUGAGGGUGGAAUGGAAUGUCGGCCGGUAUCCGCUGGAGGCGGGGGUGAAAUAUGUACUAGGGGGUCCCAAGGUCGACAAGAGGGUUCUUUGUCUGCUGACCCCAGAAUAACCCCAACAACACAACUACCUGACGAGGUAGACCACCUCCACCUGGCAAAUGUAACCGACUCGUUGCUCAGUCAGACUGGCAAGAGUGUGGUGACUAGUAGUGCAAGUACAACCGGAUCGACUGGAUUAAAUUUCUCCUUGGAUCAAGAGUUCGUUCAUGGAACAGUUCAACAGCCUGUGAUCCAGUGUCAUAGUGAACCGAUGGAGCGUCCCGCUUCCUUGCACGAAUCGUCGCACGAGUGGACUACGGUCAGCAUUCCGGCGGCCGAGAGUAAUGAAAUGUUGGCACGAUUAGAGUGCGAACGACGCAGCAUUCGUGGAUCUACUCGUUACCUAAACACACCUACCGUUGUGGCAGAUGUUGAAUUGAUGGAGCUCCUGGAACGCGACAUUCUCAUAAACGAGCCAACGCACGACGAAUCCGUUGAAAAUAAUCCGCAACGUUCUCUUUCCCUACCUAAAUCUUUCCUGGCUACCAAGUACGGACUGAUCGGAUUAAAAGCGGCUUUACCCAGCGUCCGGUUUCCUUGGAGGAGAACCGAGGGGAACCGUGUCACGAUUUCGCAAACGACCGCUUCUUCUUCCCACCAAAAUUCCGAGUCUUCUACAAAUGCGGUCAAUACAAGUUUACCACCGUCCGGGCCCAACACUGCAUCAAGCGUUACGCUGACCGCUGCAGCUAGACGGCCUGCCGGAAGCGUUUCAAUUACGCGGACAGCACGUCGUUUCAAAUCGACUUCGUCACCUGUUUUUAUCGAAGAUGAUGAUCAUGUUAAUCGAAGUCAUUCCGCCUGGGAUCUUGCGAGCCGACCUUGGUCGCAUCAUGGCGAUGUGUCAGUCAACGCAUCGGAAUUUAUGGAAAAAAAUAGUAUAGCAAAACCCAACGAAGUACAGACGGAUAUAAGAGAAACGACAACAUCGCCGACAUCCAACAGUUCAACGAUGAGGAAAUUUAGGAAAAGUUUUUCGCUUCGUUUGUCUCGACGGCCAUCGCAAGACGAUACCAACCUCGAGGAGGAUCAAGAUGGCGAUUGUAGCGAACAGACAAGUCCCAUGUUUCGUUUCGGCCCGCUGGUCUGGCGUGCCAGUCGCGAACGUAACAGCAAAAAGGGCGCAGCAAGCAAGGCUGCCCGCAACGCCAAAUGCAAUAGUGGCGAUAGUGGCGUCCAGAUGGAGACGACGUCACAGCAUAUGGAUGAUAGCGAAUCGAAUGUGCGACGCACUCAAUCGGAUUUGGGCGGCGAGGCGGUGAUAGAGGCGGCGCUGCGAUCAUCGACGCAAACGUGGAAUCAGGCAUCCGCCAUUUCUGAAACGGCCAAAAAUCGUUCCCGUAAAUUGACUCGCCAUCUUGCUAAAGCUCACCUGAGACGGUCGGUUAGUCAACCGAUGGUCGUUCCUCCUGGUGGCAGAGUCCGAUUAGAUGGUACUAGCGACGAAGAUGCCGGCCUCUGUUUAUCUGAAGAUGAUAAUCUAUCGGAUUGCGGCAACAGCCCUCAGGCGGAAAACGAAGCGGUCCGUUACACUGCGGCAGCGCAAGGUGUGCUGGCCAUCGCGCUCUGGGAUCACGAUGCUGUAGAAUCGGAAGAGUUGAGCUUGCAAACCGGCGAUGUUGUUCACAUCCUUGAUUUGUCCGACCCUAACUGGUGGUGGGCAGCUCGAGAUAAACAAUAUGGUUGGCUUCCGGCCUCUUACGUCCAACUGUGCGAGCAGCCCUUCCAUCGUGAACAAGGGCUAGCGCAGGGACAGAAAUUUGCGCGGACAUUGACUCCGGCCGGAUUAGCCACUUUACAGCAUUCCGUGCGCGCUAAUGUCAUCAAUGAAUUAGUCACGGCCGAGCGUGACUAUGUCAAAUUGCUCAGUGAUUUGGUCGAUGGUUACUUGAAGCCAAUGAAAUGCCGUCCAGAUUUGUUCACUCUGCAAAGGAUCCAGUCAAUUUUCGGCAAUUUAGAGGAGCUCUAUGAAUUUCAAAAGAAUUUUCUUGUUGAUUUGGAACAUACGCUCAACUGGAACGCUUUGGAAGACAGCGUUGUCGGCGGAUGCUUUUUGCAACACAUCCCCAGGUUUGAAAUUUACGCCACUUACUGCAAUAACCAAGACCGCGCUGCUGCCGAGAUGCAACUGUUGUGUGACGAUAUGCGUUAUCUACGCUUUUUCGAAGCGUGUCGUCUUUUGCGCCGCAUGAUUCGUCUCCCGCUCGAAGCUUUCCUCCUGUCGCCCGUUCAAAAGAUCUGCAAGUACCCUCUGCAGCUGGCCGAACUGCUCAAACACACGCCGGACGAGCAUCCUGACCGACGUUUGGUGUCAUUAGCGCUGGAUUCCAUGCGCUCCGUGGCCUACUUGGUCAACGAGAGUAAACGACGGGCCGAAAUGCAACAGUUUCUUGUUCAGUGGCAGACGGGUGUCGAUCAUUGGAUGGGAAGUGAUAUUACGACAUUCAACAGUCGUCUGGUGCAUCAAGGCGAACUCUUCAAAAUAUCCUCAAAUGGAUGGACGAGAGAAGUGACUUUAUUCCUCUUUGACAAGGAGCUCGUCAUUUGUAAGAAAGAGCUCAUCAAGCGCAGCUCGCUCGUCUACAAGGAUCGCCUGACUGUUGAAGAUAUCGAAGUAUUAGAACCGUUGGCGGCCGUAGACGUCCGCCCACAUUCGUUCCAACUAAAGUCGUUUCGCCGAGCAAAGUCUUACUUAUUGGCAUGCCGUUCGGCCCAGGACAAGAAUCAAUGGGUAUCGGCCAUCCAACAUCUCCAGCACCACAACGCCUCAGAUUGGCCAAUUUUCCCAGCUCCGACCAUGAAUUUUGGUCGUCAGAAGAUGUCCAAUAAAAGAAGUAAAGUCAAACACAACCCGGCUCUGAUUUUAACACUGGAGGAGGCUCACCUGACCCUGGAAGGUCGCGACCUAUCUGCUAAAAGGAAAUUCUAAUAUUAUUUGAUUUUGCCCGUUUUUUAAUUCAUAUACAAAUAUACACAUUGUUUAUAAUCACACAAUUAUGUAAAUGAUCCAUCCAAAAAUUGUUAUUUUUAUCGGAUAAACCUUUAUUGAUUUUUUUAUUACCUUCAAUCGUUUUCGAGAUCGGCAAGUUGCAACUAGUCAACAUUCGUUUGGAUACUUAAAAAUAAAUAAUUUUUCCC
Molecule: messenger RNA, 4446 nt
Organism: Daphnia carinata
Lineage: Eukaryota; Metazoa; Arthropoda; Branchiopoda; Diplostraca; Daphniidae
Gene: RhoGEF3
Exons: 14
Coding region: 104-4237 (1377 amino acids)
Biological process (GO): intracellular signal transduction
Cellular component (GO): cytoplasm
Molecular function (GO): protein binding; guanyl-nucleotide exchange factor activity
Source: RefSeq, a predicted model, not a curated record